Carassius auratus (goldfish) is the source of this 3245-nucleotide messenger RNA. Its product is annotated as tRNA pseudouridine(38/39) synthase-like. The coding region runs from base 1788 to 3245 and encodes 485 amino acids. NCBI's taxonomy places the organism in Eukaryota, Metazoa, Chordata, Actinopteri, Cypriniformes, Cyprinidae. Gene Ontology annotation, molecular function: pseudouridine synthase activity; RNA binding. The transcript is spliced from 7 exons. Gene Ontology annotation, cellular component: nucleus; cytoplasm. The record is from RefSeq and is a predicted model, not a curated record. Gene Ontology annotation, biological process: mRNA pseudouridine synthesis; tRNA pseudouridine synthesis.
AAAACUGGGCUAAUAAAUGGGGCUUUAGGAUAUCUAUGGCAAAAACACAAGUAAUUUGUUUUUCAAAAAAGAAGAAGAAUCCUAUUAUAAAUAUUAAAAUGUAUAGAGAAACAUUGGAGCAGACACUAGUUGUAAGGUUUUUAGGAGUAUGGAUGGACUCAAAAUUAAAUUUCAGAGUACAUAUACAGAAAAUAAUAGAUAAAUGUAAAAAAGUGAUAAAUAUAAUGAGAUGUCUAGCUGGAGCUGAAUGGGGAGCAUAUCGGAAAUCGCUCAAAAAUAUUUAUGUGGCACUAAUUGGAGCAACUAUAGAUUACGGUAGCAUGGUGUAUAGUUCUGCCUCAAAAACCCAACUUGAUAAGAUUGAGAAAAUUCAAAAUCAAGCGUUAAGGAUAUGUUGUGGAGCAAUGAGAUCAUCACCAGUUUCAUCACUUAAUGUUGAGACGGGAGUAAUGCCACUAGGAAUGAGAAGGAUUAAGUUAAGAAUGAGAUACUGGGCAAACAUAAAAGGUCAAUCGGAAAAUCAUCCAGUUAAGAAUGUUUUAAGUGACUGUUGGGAAUAUAACUAUAAAAAAUUAACAAGUUUUGGGUGGUUUAUUAAUGAGGAGGCAAGAGAAAUGAUUAAGGAUGUUAAUAUUGCCAGCUGUGUGGUUCUGCCAGCAAUUCCUCCUUGGUUUUUUCCAAUGCCAUUUAUUGAUAUCCAGUUACAUAAAGACAAACAUAAUAAGGAGAAUGUCCUGGAUAGCGUAAAAAUACAAGAUUAUAUAGAUCAUAUGUAUUUUGGUGCCAUCCAGAUAUAUACGGAUGGCUCAAAAGAUCCGGAUUCUGGUAUAACAUCUGCAGCUGUAUUUAUACCUCAAUUUAAAGUUAACAUUUUGAAAAGAACAUCAGAUCACAUUUCAGUAUUUACAUCAGAAUUAAUAGCAAUUAUAUUAGCAUUACAGUGGGUCGAAGAAGUUCAACCAAUCAGUUCAGUUAUAUGCACAGAUUCUCUAUCUGCAAUUGAAAGUCUAGCAAGUGGUAUAUCUACAGCUAGACAGGACUUAAUUUAUGAAAUAUUGCAAAGUCUUUUUAGAACCAGACAAUUGGGAAUCAUUAUUAAUUUUCUUUGGAUACCGGCUCAUAUGGGGGUGGCAGGUAAUGAGGAGGUGGAUAGAUUAGUCAAACAGGCCAUUAAAUUUCAAGAAGUUGAUAUCAAGAUUGCGUUGAGUAAGACUGAGAUUAAAAGUAUAAUAGCUAAGGGAGUUAGAAAGAAAUGGCAGAAUGAGUGGGACAGUGGAAAUAAGGGUCGACAUUUAUACAACAUAAAAGGAACAGUUGGUUUUGAAAGAAGAAACAUUGGAAAUAGGAGGAUGGAUGUUAUAAUUUCAAAAAUGCGCAUAGGCCAUUGUCUACUAAAUCAAAGUUUGGUCAGGAUUGGGAAACACCAGACUGGGUAUUGUGAAAAAUGUAGUUCGGAAAAUAUGGAGACAGUAGAACAUGUAUUAUUAAAAUGUGAGGCUUAUGCAAGAGAAAGAUUUAAAUUAUUUCAAGCAUUAAGAGAAAUGGAAAUGGAAGAUUUUUCUAUCAAAGCAUUAUUAGGUAAUGGCCCAAAGCAACUCAAAAUAUAUGAAGUAGUAUUUAAUUUCUUAAAAGACACUCAUUUAAGUAACAGGAUUUAGGUCACUACUACCAUAACGUUAUCCACACUCCAAUCCAGUAGGUGGCGGGAAUGCACCAUUUAAGUUUGGUUUGCCAACCGCCAUUAAACUUGAAAAGAAGAAGAAGAAGAAUGAUCAUUUCGCAUUUUAAUGCAGCUUCGGGAAGGAUCCAUGUCAGAAGAAGUUCUGCUGGCUCGUGUGAAAGCUCUGGAAGAGGAGGUGGAGAGACUGAAAGCUCAGCUGAAAGUGGAGAGAGAGAGAGCUAAGAGAGAGGAGAGGACUGAAACAUCAACCAGUCACCAGACAGAGAGCUUGAAACAUCAGGAAGGUGAGGAGAACAGAUCCAAACAGAAGAAACGAGGAGCAGAGAGGCCCUUUGACUUCUCUGUCCAUCCUCGCAGACAUGUGGCACUGCGGCUGGCAUACCUCGGCUGGGAAUAUCAGGGUUUCGCUGUCCAGGAAAACACAGACAACACUGUCGAAGCCCGGCUUUUUGAGGCACUGCUGAAGACUAAACUGAUCCAGGACCGACAGACCUCCAACUAUCACCGCUGCGGCCGCACAGAUAAAGGAGUCAGUGCUUUCUCUCAGGUCAUAUCCAUUGAUCUGCGUUCAACACAGUAUGGAGGAGGUUUAGGUGUGACUGUCCCAGCUGGAGUGGAGGUCAAAGCCAAGGCGUCUGCAGAAGAAUUACCUUACGUGAAGAUAUUAAAUAGAGUCCUGCCCCAGGACAUUAGGAUCCUGCAGUGGGCUCCUGUAGAAACUGGCUUCAGUGCACGCUUCGACUGCCAGUCCAGAACAUACAGAUACUACUUCCCUCGUGGAGACUUAGACGUGGAUCUCAUGGCAGAGGCUGCUAAACGGUACGAGGGAACACAUGAUUUCAGGAACAUCUGUAAGAUGGAUGUAGGUAAUGGAGUCUUGCAGUUUCAAAGGACCAUCUUGUCUGCAUCCAUCCAGCCGGCCCAACUUAACCCCACCUGCCCUAAUGACCCACACCAACUCUAUUUCUUCCAGGUCAAAGGUCUUGCUUUCCUCUAUCACCAGGUUCGCUGCAUGAUGGCUUUGCUGCUACUCAUCGGACAGAAACUCGAAGCUCCGGAAAUCAUUGAGCAGCUGCUGGAUGUGGAGAAAAACCCAAGGAAACCUCAAUACAGUAUGGCGGUGGAUUAUCCUUUGGUGUUGUAUGACUGUCACUUCGAGUGUGUGGAUUGGAGGAAUGAACUGGAGGAGGAGAACCACGUCCUGAACUCUCUGCACCAGCACUGGGUUCAGAACGCAGUGAAAACCCAGGUUCUGCUCAGCAUGAUCCAAGGCCUUCAGAAAACAACCACAGAGAUGACAUCUCUGCAGUGCUGGCUCAUGGAGGGCUCCAGGCAGAAGAAGUACCAGCCUCUUCUGGACCGGCCGCGCUGCCAGAGUUUGGAGUCCAGGAUCCAGCACUUCGUGAAGAGAGGAAGACUGGAGCAAGAAGAAGGAGAGAACGGGGAGGAGACGACUGUUUUCAGGGGGAAAAGAUCAAAGCAUUCCCAUCUGACAAGAACAAACCAAAUCCUGGAGCAAAACCAUGGAGAAAAAACCAAGGAUUGCCCUUUACAAAACCUGUAA